AACACAUGCGGUCACACUGCCUCAGAGCAAUGUAUUUUUGUUUGUUAUUCAAUUGAACAACGCAACGCAAAAUAGAAAAAUACCUCCAAGUCGGUGUUAAUUCGCAUGUUUCAUUGGACCUACAGACCCUUCGGAUCCGCAUAAGAUCAGUGAUUCCAUAUGGCCAUGGCUACAGAGCCAUUUACUGGGAUUCUUGGCCUCAAUGACGAUUGUCUGGAGGAGAUUUUCGAUCGACUCCAGGACCUGCCGUCCGAGGUGGCCUUCGCGAGAACCUGCCAACGCUUCCAGCACAUCUGCCAGUCCAAAUGGCGUACCAGUCGCGCCUACGAGCAGCUAGACCUGGACAAGUGGCGGGAGCUGCUGCCCAACUACGAGGAUCUCAUAUAUUUCCUCUCCCAGAUGCGGCCGCACAUCAAGGAGAUGUGCGUUAGCAGCUGCUUGUGCGCCCUGCUCAAGGAUCUGGACGAGAUGCACAUUUCAGAGCUGCCCGCGGUGGCCAGUUUCUACUACGAUCCCGAGGACGUGGACUGCUAUCCGUCGAAUCGGAGCAUUCGCAAGCUAGCCGGUCUGCUGCCGGGACUGCGCAAACUGCGUCUAACCACUCCCAUUGACGGCCGAUACUUGUCCCAGUUCCAGCACCUGCAGGAGCUGCAUCUGUAUGAGGAUUGGCACAAGGCCUACGAGCUGCAGCAAGAGUAUCUGGAGGAAGUGUGCCACAAGCUACACGACCUCCGGGUACUGGACAUACGAACCUACGACGUGAUAAGCAAACUGCAGCUGACCAACUGUGUGCCAAGUCUCAGGAACCUAACCGUUCUUAAGCUGAACCUCGCCACGCUAAAGCCCGUUCUGCCGGCUGUCCUGGAGCUGCCCGCUCUGAGGCAACUGGUGGUUCUGCUGGACAACGAAUGGCACAUCCCGCCACUGGUCAGUCCCGAUAGCUAUGACCACAAGAUCCGCGAGGUCAGUGAGUUUUACGAGAUAAUGGAGCGCAAGGCAGAGAACAUUUUGGGUUUCGCCGUGGACGGCUACUAUAUGCCUUUAGAGCCCGGCUGGGAUGAAAAAUUGCCCAUUUGGACGCAUCGACGGCUACAGCGGCUGGCCAUCUGCAGUUGGACCCAUCCGGCCGACUAUCUGGAGCGCUACACCUGCAUGACAGACCUGCGGCUACUGUGCCUGCGAAAUUGGAACGACCUGAGCGACGACAUAUUGCUCAAGUUUGUGGAGCUGUGUCCGCGCCUGGAACACCUGGACGUGUCCUACUGCCGCGAGCUAACCCCCAAAUUCCUGACCCGCGCAUUGAGUGUCCUUAAACAGCGAGAGCCCCACAAGCAUAAGCCUGGCUUUGGGCGAUCACCACCCCUCCUGCUGUACUACGAACUCAGUGGAUUUGAGGAUUUUGUGGAGAAAGCGAAUCUCAAAAGCUCGCCGGACUAUCGGGAUUAUAUUGUGUUCACAGCCGACUUUCCCAUCGACUCGGAGCGGGGUCUUAGUUUUGUGGAUCGCGGCUAUCAGUUUGAAUUUGACUGUCCCUGAAUAUGUAAAAAGAGAAUACAUAGAAAUAUAUUUAUUAUUUAAAAUAA
Messenger RNA from Drosophila kikkawai, 1583 nucleotides. RefSeq lists its product as uncharacterized. NCBI's taxonomy places the organism in Eukaryota, Metazoa, Arthropoda, Insecta, Diptera, Drosophilidae. The record is from RefSeq and is a predicted model, not a curated record. Gene Ontology annotation, molecular function: protein binding.